GUUGGAUUACAAUUGGCAUAGGUACCAACAACAAGAGUCUGCAUCAUACGGUUGGCAGUCAUCUGUAUCCUGGCGAUCAAUCCACACGCUGGGAUGAGACAUUCUGAUCCCUGUCGCUUUUGUUAAGAUGAAAUUCAAAAUUGGAACGGACUAACGCGCUUUCCCGCUCUUUUUAUAUUGACAAUAUGUGUUCGUAAACUAUGUGCGAAUUCCUUUGUUUUCAAAUAGCAUACAUAAUUUGAAUAUGGAAUCUGAAAAUACAAAUCUUCUAGACGAUGGCCAUCUUAACAAUCAAAAACUUUAGCAUAUCUACACAGAAUAUACUCGAAAGAAAAUGGAACCGUCAACAUCAACCUAUGAGAUGGAAAUAAAAAAAGAUAUCGAAAAAGAUGUUAAAACGAAGCCAGUACUCUCUGCUGGCAAAAUAUUUUACAAACCAGGUGUUAUUGAGGAGGAAACAGAUGAGACGAGUGUAUUUGAAAGUUCUGUGGUAGAAUCGCCAAUGCUUGGGUUCAGUGCAAGUGGUCUACUACGACAGCAUUCAAUACACCCAGUGAGCAGUCUUCAUAGAAUACCGACAUACAGCAGUUCUAUAGGACAAAGCACUAUUUACCGAGUGGACAGUUGUAGGAAUCGUUCGCACAGACAUGGUCUUUCUAGAAGAUCAAGACGACGAGCUAUACUUAAAAAUGGCGAGUGCAACAUACUCAAGUCGCGCCUCAGCCAGCGACGAUUGCGCUUCCUGCAAGAUAUGUUUACAACUUUUGUGGACGCCCAAUGGAGGUGGACAUUACUACUGUUUACACUCUCCUUCAUAAUAUCCUGGUUAAUAUUUGCACUCAUAUGGUGGCUGAUUGCGUUUACCCAUGGAGAUCUAGAGCCAGACCACCUACCAGAGAUGCAAGAGUCAUCGAACUGGAAGCCCUGUGUCUUGGGAAUAUAUGGAUUUACAUCUUGUUUCCUAUUCAGUAUAGAAACUCAACAUACGAUUGGGUACGGUGCGCGUACAACCACAGAAGAGUGUCCGGAAGCGAUCUUCAUAAUGUGUUUCCAAAGUAUAGUGGGUGUGACAAUUCAAGCUUUUACGGUCGGUAUAGUGUUUGCUAAAAUGACGAGACCGAAGCAGAGGACACAAACACUGCUGUUUUCGAAACACGCCGUGAUAUGUCAGCGGGAUGGGGAACUAUGUCUUAUGUUCCGCGUGGGAGACAUGAGGAAGUCGCACAUAAUUGGAGCUAGCGUGAGAGCGCAACUUAUUCGAUCCAGAACUACCAAGGAAGGGGAAGUCCUAUCCCAUUAUCAAACAGAGCUCGAAUUGAACGCAGAUGGAUGUGACAGCAACCUAUUUUUCAUAUGGCCAAUCACUAUGGUUCACAAAAUAAACGCGGACAGCCCGUUCUAUAGAGUCUCCGCUGCAGAUAUCCUUCAAGAAAAGUUUGAAAUAGUGGUCGUUUUAGAAGGUACCAUCGAGUCAACCGGGCAGACGACUCAGGCCCGGUCUAGUUAUACGGCUAGUGAAUUAAUGUGGGGUCAUAGAUUUGUGCCUUUAGUGACAUACAAUCGUGAACGUCAGGGAUACGAAGUAGAUUAUUCCAAAUUCGAAGAUACUAUGCAAGUUGAUACCCCAUUGUGUUCAGCGAAAGAACUAGACGAAUUUUAUGGAAGCCAAGCGGACCACAGAUCUAUUGAGAGCACGGAAGCCAUGGUCCUUAAACUGCCCGAACGACCGAAAGAACCAAGAAACCCAGAGCCAAAAGCCGUUCAAAAGGAUGGAGACUUCACCGUCACAUUAUAAUCGAACAAACAGAAUUUAUUUCAUAUUUGGAAAAGCAGAAGAAUCUCACUUUUCAAACUAUCAAAUAAAAAUUAUGCAUACAGCAGGGCUUCAUAGAUGAGCUAGAUUCAUAAUCCCGCUACUAGUAAAAACUUCCUACUAGUCAUGUUAUAUUUAUCACAAUAUUAAAAGUAUAGUAUAAACUCAUAUAAUUAUGUGUGAUGGUUCUAAGCAUUCCUUAUUACGAUAGAGUGUUAUAUCAACGUUUAUUAGGAUAAGUAAUAUAUAUAAGAUAAGUGAUAUUUAAAUUCCAGUAUUUUCAUAUCUAUUUACAACAGUACUGUUAACAAAUCUAUUGUUAUUUGUAAAUAUUGAGUGAAUAAUGCAUGUUGUGAUGUUUCUUUGUCUUUAAUUUUUAUAACCUUAAUCCUGCUAUUUGCCGUCUGUCUUUAAAUAGGAAUUGCCUGAUAAUAUUUGUUUUAGCAUACAAACAUAUUAAGUAUUGUAGUAAAUUACUUAGUCUGUUAAAAUUUAUAACUGCUAUGUUAAACAAAUAAAGAACACGAAAUAUUA
This is a messenger RNA of Pieris brassicae (large cabbage white), 2347 nucleotides long. RefSeq names its product G protein-activated inward rectifier potassium channel 3-like. Gene Ontology annotation, biological process: potassium ion import across plasma membrane; regulation of monoatomic ion transmembrane transport. The coding region runs from base 335 to 1795 and encodes 486 amino acids. The record is from RefSeq and is a predicted model, not a curated record. Gene Ontology annotation, molecular function: inward rectifier potassium channel activity. Gene Ontology annotation, cellular component: plasma membrane. The transcript is spliced from 4 exons. NCBI's taxonomy places the organism in Eukaryota, Metazoa, Arthropoda, Insecta, Lepidoptera, Pieridae.